AUGAUGAUGGGGAACGGCGGCGGGUCUGGGAACAUGAUGAUGGCCAACGGCGCUCCGGUGCUUCGCGGCGCGGCGGCGAACGGCGCCACGUUCAUGGGCGGCGGCAUGGGCAACCAGCAGCAGCAGCAGCAGCAUCAGAUGAUGAUGAUGCAGCAGCAGCAGCAGAUGCAGAUGCAGCAGCCGCCCGCGGAUCAGAAGCCCGGGGGGAAGCAAAAGAAGCUCACCGCCGCGCAGCAGAAGAAGCUCGCCGAGCAGAUGAAGAAGCAGCAACAGCAGCAGAUGAUGAUGAUGCAGCAGCAGCAGAUGCAGGGGGGCGACGGUCAAGGGCGGGACGGCAAACCCAUGACAGAGGAGGAGAUCAAGAAGGCGUACAUCGUCAAGCAGCAGCGAUGGCUCCUCUUCCUCCGCCACGCGUCCAAGUGCCAGGCGGCGGAGGGCCAGUGCCAGUACACUCCCCACUGCCACGUCGCAAAGUCGCUCUGGGAGCACGUCCUGAAGUGCACGAAUUCCCAGUGCCAGUACCCGCGGUGCCUCGCCUCACGCGAACUCCUGAAGCAUCACCAGAACUGCAAGGAUGCCCGCUGCCCCGUGUGCGGCCCCGUGCGGUCCGCCAUGCUCAAGCAGCGAUCGCAGAUGCUCAUGCAGCAGCAGCAGCAGACGGGCGGUCCCAACGCCAAGCGGAUGCGAACCGACGGGCAGUUCAUGCCCGUCGGCCCGCCCGUCGCGCAGGUCAAGGGCAGCGUCGGCCAGAAGCGUCCGGGCGGCGAGGGUACCUCGCUGAUGGAGUGCUUCACCCCCGACGAGGUUCGCACGCACCUCGCGUCUCUUCGCCUGUCGGAGACGGCUAACCCGGUGGCGAAGGGUCAGCCGAUGAGCGCCAGGCGAAGAGACGCGGAGGCUGAGAAGGCCAUCGCGGGCGCGUCGGAGAGCGCGUGCCAGGGCUGCGGCGUGGAGCGGCUCACGUUUGAGCCCCCGCCGCUGUACUGCUACGCGUGCGUGGGUCGGAUCAAGCGCGGACAGGUGUAUUACCACAUCCCGCCAUCCGCGACGGGCGGCGAGGUUCGCAAGGAUGCCUGGUGCAACGGGUGCUACAACGCGAUCCAGGGGCACGUGGAGCUCGAGGGCCAGAAGUGGCCCAAGAACGUCCUCGCCAAGAAGAAGAACGACGACGACCUCGAGGAACCCUGGGUGCAGUGCGACUACUGCAACAGCUGGUACCACCAGAUUUGCGUGCUCUUCAACGGGCGGCGCAACGAGGGCGGCGAGGCUCCGUUCACGUGCCCGCAGUGCAUCCUCUCGCAGCUCGAGAAGAAGGAGCGCACGCCCACGACCAAGCGCCCGAGCUCGCAGCUCCCCGCCUCCAUUCUGCCCCAGACAAAGCUCUCGUUCUUCCUCGAGGAGCGCCUUCGCAAGGUUCUGGGUCGCGAACGGCAGGAGCGGGCCAAGCUCCUCGGCAAGCCCGUCGACGAGGUUCCCCACGCGGAGGGUCUCACCAUUCGCGUCGUGUCCUCAGUGGAAAAGAAGCUGGACACCAAGUCCAAUUUCAUGCGCGUGUUCAAGGACCAGAAGUUCCCCGAGUCGUUCCCGUACAGAUCCAAGGUUCUCCUGCUCUUCCAGAAGAUUGAGGGCGUGGACGUGUGCCUCUUGGGCAUCUACGUCCAAGAGUACGGCAGCGAGUGCCCGGCGCCCAACACCCGCCGCGUGUACCUCUCCUACCUCGACUCUGUCAAAUACUUCAGGCCGUCCGGCAUCCAGGUGGCCACCGGCGAGGGCUGCGCGCUUCGCACCUACUGCUACCACCAGAUUCUCAUCGGAUACCUGCAGUACGUGAAGCAGCGUGGGUUCACCUCGUGUUUCAUCUGGGCGUGCCCCCCAUUCCAGGGCGAGGACUACAUCCUCUACUGCCACCCCAAGGAGCAGAAGACGCCCAAGAGCGACAAGCUGCGCGAGUGGUACCUCAAGAUGCUCCGGCAAGCGCAGAAGGAGGGGAUCGUUCUCUCGCUGGGUAACCUGUACGACGAGUUUCACCUGGGGAACCAGAACCACGACAUCGCGUCGGCGACUGAGCUUCCGUACUUUGACGGCGACUACUUCCCCGGCGUCGCGGAGGAUUGGAUCCCGGGCAUCGAGAAGGAGCAGGCUGAGAACGCGAAGAAGAACAAGGGCAAGAAACCCGCGCCGCAGAGCAAGACGCGCGGGAAGAAGCUGCCCAACGCGGAGGUUGGCGACGACCUGGACGUCGAGCUGGCCAAGAAGCUGGGCGCGACGAUUCAGAACAUGCGACACGACUUCAUCAUGGCGCACCUCGCGCACCAGUGCACCCAGUGCCGCAAGUGCAUCGCCGACGACAACCGCUGGUACGACAGCACGCCGUCCGACAAGGGGACCGUGUUCGAGCUCUGCCAGGAGUGCUACGACGUCGAGUCUGCGCUUCCCGCGCACGACAAGGUUCUCACCAAGGGUCGCGACCUCGUGUGCGAGCGGGUGGAGGCGCUUGUCGAAAAGACGGGGGACGACGUCGAGGAGAUGCAGUCGGAGUUUUUCGACACCCGCCAGGCGUUCCUGUCCCUGUGCCAGGGCAACCACUUCCAGUUCGACUCGUUGCGCAGGGCGAAGCACACCACGAUGAUGGUGCUGUACCACCUGAACAACCCGAGCGAGCCGGCGUUUGUGGCGACGUGCAACGUGUGCCAGCGCGAGCUGGAGCCCGGGAAGGGGUGGCGGUGCGAGACGUGCCCGGAUUACGACAUCUGCGAGGAGUGCAAGAUCUCGGUGGGCCACGAGCACGCGUUGGUGCGCAGCGGGCAGAGGCACAGCGGUGCGGCUGGCGGCAUGACGGAGGAGGACAGGCGCGACCGCCAGGCGCAGAUUCAGCGCACGAUGGAGCUCCUGGUGCACGCGACGACGUGCAAGCUGGCCAACUGCGGCUCGCCCAACUGCACCAAGGUGAAGCACCUGUUCAAACACGCGAUGUCGUGCACGAUGAAGGCUGGCGGCGGGUGCCAGCUGUGCCGCAAGAUGUGGACGCUGCUGCAAGUGCACAGCAAGGGGUGCAAGGCGACCAACUGCCCGGUGCCUCGGUGCAGGGAUCUCAAGGAGUAUCGCAGGAGGGCGACGGAGCAGAUCGAGGAGCGCAGGCGCGAGCAGUACCGCAUGUACAUCAACCAGCAGAACGCCGCGAUGGGCCGUUAA
Molecule: messenger RNA, 3192 nt
Organism: Micromonas commoda
Lineage: Eukaryota; Viridiplantae; Chlorophyta; Mamiellophyceae; Mamiellales; Mamiellaceae
Product: histone acetyltransferase
Exons: 2
Coding region: 1-3192 (1063 amino acids)
Biological process (GO): positive regulation of transcription by RNA polymerase II
Cellular component (GO): histone acetyltransferase complex; transcription regulator complex
Molecular function (GO): transcription coactivator activity; chromatin DNA binding; zinc ion binding
Source: RefSeq, a predicted model, not a curated record